Messenger RNA from Peromyscus maniculatus bairdii (prairie deer mouse), 1491 nucleotides. RefSeq names its product ficolin-2. Gene Ontology annotation, molecular function: signaling receptor binding; antigen binding; carbohydrate derivative binding. NCBI's taxonomy places the organism in Eukaryota, Metazoa, Chordata, Mammalia, Rodentia, Cricetidae. Gene Ontology annotation, biological process: complement activation, lectin pathway. The record is from RefSeq and is a predicted model, not a curated record.
AAGAAGGGUGGAAGGUUUGCACUUACCAUGGCUCCGGGACCUGCCGCCCUAUUCAUCUUGACCCUGCUCAUCAAAGGCCUGAUCACUCAUGCUGAUGACACCUGCCCAGAAGUGAAAGUCCUGGAUCUGGAUGGUUCCAACAAGCUCACCAUCCUUCGAGGCUGCCCUGGCGGGCCCGGAGCCCUGGGGCCCAAGGGAGAAGCAGGGGCCAAAGGAGAUAAAGGAGAGAACGGCCUCCCUGGACACCCUGGAAAGGCAGGACCGACUGGACCCAAAGGAGACCGAGGAGAGAAAGGAGUACAAGGAGAGAAGGGAGUACGUGGAGAGAAGGGAGUACGUGGAGAGAAAGGAGACACCGGGCCAUUUCAGUCGUGUGCUACAGGACCUCGGGCCUGCAAGGAAAUGCUCACCCGGGGCCACUUUCUUACUGGUUGGUAUACCAUCUACUUGCCGGAUUGCAGGCCCCUGACUGUGCUGUGUGACAUGGACACGGAUGGUGGGGGCUGGACCGUCUUCCAGAGGAGGCUCGAUGGCUCUGUGGACUUCUUUCGGGACUGGGCCUCAUACAAGCGCGGCUUCGGCAGUCAGCUGGGGGAGUUCUGGCUGGGAAAUGACAACAUCCAUGCCCUAACCACCCAGGGAACCAGCGAGCUGCGAGUGGAUCUUACAGACUUCGAAGGCAAGCAUGACUUUGCCAAGUACAGCUCCUUCAAGAUCGAAGGAGAGGCUGAGAAAUACAAGCUCGUCCUGGGAAAUUUUGUUGGAGGCGGUGCUGGUGACUCCCUGACUUCCCAAAACAACCAAUUUUUCUCUACCAAAGACCAAGACAAUGACCCGAGUUCUUCCAACUGUGCGCUGCGUUACCAUGGAGCCUGGUGGUACAGUGAUUGUCACCGUUCCAACCUGAAUGGCCUCUACCUCAGGGGGCCCCAUAAGAGCUACGCAGAUGGUGUGAACUGGAGGUCAUGGGGAGGGUACAACUAUAGCUACAAGGUUUCUGAGAUGAAGGUGCGCCUCACCUAGCUCCCACCACAGGAAGGACUCCAUCUUCAUUACCAGCUGAGGAAGGAAUGUGCCCACCCUGCCCUGCUCUGCCCUUUUACCCACAGUCCACACAGCCCAUGACCUCCAGGACAGCCUUCCUCACAUACUUACAUUUUCAUUCCAAAGGAAAAAUUGCAUUUCCCAAAGCUGCUUGUUCUCUGACAGACAUGUGUCUGUGGGUUUUCUGUGUCACUUUUUAGUCUUUCGCCACAUCUGUAUCAUCCAGCAGAGCUGUCUAUGACCUUGACAGUCAGGAAGAGUUGGAAAGUCCAUUUAUAAAUGCAGACCAAUGCCUGCUUCCCUGGGGCCAUCUGCCUCUGACCCUCAGCUCUGUCACUACCAUAAGUGACCUGUCCCCAUCCCAGCCCCGUGUUCCCUUACAGAUCACUCACAGCAAUUUACAUGUCCAUCAAAAGGUCACCUGGGAUAUAGGAAAUGUUCAUAAGA